Molecule: messenger RNA, 2417 nt
Organism: Phycodurus eques (leafy seadragon)
Lineage: Eukaryota; Metazoa; Chordata; Actinopteri; Syngnathiformes; Syngnathidae
Product: collagen alpha-1(IX) chain
Exons: 26
Coding region: 1-2280 (759 amino acids)
Source: RefSeq, a predicted model, not a curated record
AUGGCAGAUCCCAUUGGUACCAAAGGUGGAGCGGAGCACAGGGGUCGUGCUGGUUUUGAUCUCUUGGAGGAGUUCCGUGUGUCCGAAUCGAGAGGAGUGAAGCGAGUGGAAGGCUCAGAACCCGAGACGGUGGCUUACCGCGUCAACCCCACCAUCCAUCUGCAGAAGACCAUGAGAGACGUUUAUCCAGAUGGUCUUCCCUCUGACUAUUCCGUCAUUGCAACCUUUAAGUUGACCAAGGACAUGGUUAAGAAAUCGUGGAACCUGUGGCAGGUCAGCGCCCCAGAUGGUCAGGAACAAGUGGGCCUGCGUUUCCACGGCAAUACCCUCUCGCUGGACUUCUUCUACAUCAGCCCCAGUGGUAGCCAGAUGCUGAGGACCUUCCACGGCGUGGGGAAGCUGUUUGAUGGCGAGUGGCACAAGUUGGCGCUGAGUGUUAAGGGCAGCAUGGUUAAACUGCUGGUAGACUGUGAGGAGGUCAGUGUGGAGUCCAUUGACGAUCCAAUGCCAAUCAUCCGCAACGGGUACACCUCCAUUGUCAAGCGAGCCGCGAGGGACCGCUCUGUCUCAGUGGACCUGCAGCAGAUGGACGUGUCAUGUGACCCAGAGAAAGCCUAUUCCGAAGGCUGCUGCGAGCUCUCCAAUGUUUGUGGAGGCUAUGCAGAGAUCGGUCUGACAGCCGGAAGAGCGUCUUGCAAAUGCAUGCACGGACAGCCGGGCAUCCAGGGACGUCCGGGGCCACAGGGCCACAGAGGUCUUCACGGAAAAGACGGUGAUCGAGGGAGACAAGGAAACUGGGGCAUCAGGGGAAACACAGGAGACUAUGGCAACCUGGGUGAGCCAGGCCCAAAGGGUGAGAUGGGAAGCAAAGGCGAGAAAGGAAUGAGAGGACUCAGGGGCCCUGUGGGAGAGCGAGGUCCUAAAGGGCUAAAGGGAUUAAAAGGGGCAGCAGGCUUCAAGGCUGUUCGUGGACCCUCUGGAGACAUCGGACAGACUGGGAGGCAGGGAGAAGUUGGUAUGAAAGGCGAAAGAGGAUAUGAAGGGAUUGACGGGUACCAAGGAGUAAAGGGCGAGAAAGGGCGCACCGGUCCAGAUGGGAACCUUGGGUCGCGGGGAGAGCCGGGUAUUGUAGGAGAUCCAGGAGAGAGUGGGGCUGCUGGACAAAAGGGGAAGCCCGGAGUCACUGGACCUCAUGGUAAAGAUGGCACCAUCGGACAAAAGGGAAUUGUUGGAGAUCCUGGAAUACCAGGUAGAGAUGGAGAUCCUGGAAUAGAGGCCUAUCAAGGACCACAAGGUCACCAUGGAAAACUUGGACAAAUUGGCUCAAAGGGGGAGAGAGGCAGCCUGGGAGUACCAGGAGAAAUGGGCCCCCAAGGUCGAACUGGUCUAAGAGGUUACAAAGGCUCUGCAGGGAAACCAGGAAGACCAGGAUUUAUUGGACCACCAGGACCUAAUGGACAUGUGGGAGUGGCCGGAAAACAAGGAAGCAAGGGUGACACAGGAAUCCCGGGAAUUCAAGGAGUCAAAGGAGCACAAGCGGAAAAAGGUGUCAAAGGCCCAAAAGGAAGGGUUGGAGACAGAGGUCAGUCGGGUCCUCAAGGAGGACGGGGCAAGCGCGGCCCCGCGGGCACGACUGGACGCUCGGGUCCCAUAGGAAUCAAAGGUGUGCAAGGUGAAGGAGGACCAGAUGGCUUUCAGGGGUCCCCAGGUCCCCCAGGUCCGACGCUGGCGGCUCAACAUGUGAUCGAGGUCUGUAAGAAAGUGGUGCUGGAGCAGAUGUCCACCUUUGCCAACUCAAUCAAGAGGACGUGUGCCGCAGUAUGUCCUCUCUACGGGGAUGUUCCCAUGGGUGCCCCUGGUCCACCUGGACAGAAAGGCCCAGCUGGACCUCCUGGUGAUCCUGGAAGAAACGGCGAUACUGGAGAAGUUGGCCUGCCAGGAUUUUAUGGUGAAGCUGGAGAUGCGGGUCAGCAAGGAGGGCCAGGUGAGAGAGGAGAGCAAGGUGAUAAAGGAGCCAAGGGUCAUGGCCUACUUGGCUACACUGGAGAGCAGGGAAACAUGGGUCAGCGCGGACGUCCCGGGCGGGUCUUUAACGGACAACCAGGGAAGCUCGGUGAGCGGGGACAAACGGGCCUGCCUGGAAUCAGAGGCCAUGCAGGUCUCAGAGGACCCCCGGGUGUCUGCCUCACCUCUGGGUGUGCUCUGCUCACUUCAACAAGUCCAGCACCUCAGGUUGCUCCUCAGGCUGCACCCCCGCGAAGGUUGAGAAACCGCCAGUAAUGGAAAAGAGCCCAGGUGGACAGUUGACUAUUGAAAGGACCAAAAAGUCUUGGAUUCAUUUUUAUGUUCAUAUGUUUUCAGUCAUAUAAAUAGAAUUUUUAAUGUAAAUAUUCUUUGUAACUGAGGCUCUUUUUUUU